Molecule: messenger RNA, 1371 nt
Organism: Acyrthosiphon pisum (pea aphid)
Lineage: Eukaryota; Metazoa; Arthropoda; Insecta; Hemiptera; Aphididae
Product: carboxypeptidase Q
Exons: 7
Coding region: 298-1371 (357 amino acids)
Biological process (GO): peptide catabolic process; proteolysis
Molecular function (GO): metallodipeptidase activity
Source: RefSeq, a predicted model, not a curated record
CUGUACGUACGGGAACGAGUCGUCGUCCGUUGUCGAAAAAUUUUUUAUUAAAUCGACUGCAGUGUUGAUGUUGUGUCGGCGCAGUAACGUAACAACCGCCGUCCGGUCCGGUGCUUCGAGUUUUCCGUUUUUGAUUCCGUCGUGGACCGCACGUAAAACGCUACGGGGAAUCGACGGACCGCGGACGUGCUCGAUUAUAAUAUAACACUAUAGGUGUAUUUCAGGUAAUAAGUGUGAAAUCGUAUUGGACCGAAUAUUAUAUCGUAUUUCGCGUUAGCAGCAAACGGCGGACUCCACAUGACUUCUCGCCGUUUUCAGUCUUCCUGUCAAAUCGCCGUGGUUGUCUUGUUACUUGCCCUGCUCAUCCCGCCGCUGACGGCAGCGUCUUCCGGUAAAUGCCGACUAGUCCGUUCUCUCCGCGACGAGAUCGCCAGCUAUCGUCCCGUUGUGGAGCGCGUGCUCUCGUAUGUCCAGGAUAAGAAAGGUUACAAGGGCAGGACAUGGGCUGCCUUAUCCGAGUUCACAGAUAUGUUUGGCUCACGGUUGGCCGGCACGUCAAACCUCGAGAACUCCAUCGACUACAUGAUGAACUCACUGAGGGCCGAAAACUUGGAUAAUGUGCACGCCGAACGCGUCAUGUUCACGGGAUGGCAAAGACGUAAGGAAAACGCUGCGUUAGUGAAACCUAGGUUCAAGAACCUGGCGAUGUUGGGGCUGGGUGGCAGUGUCAGCACGGCCCCGGAAGGAAUCAGGGCUGAAGUAGUGGUGGUCACUUCGUUCGACGACCUCUCCAAUAAAUCGUCACAGGUCAGCGGAAAAAUCGUUGUGUACAAUCAACCGUACGUGUCGUACUCUGAAACUGUGGUGUACAGGUCGAUGGGAGCGAGUGAGGCGUCCAAGUACGGUGCCGUGGCCACAUUGAUUCGAUCCAUCACUCCGUUCUCGUUGAAUACACCGCACGCUGGCCAUCAAAGUUACAGCGACGGCGUGAAAAAGAUACCAACGGCCUGCAUCACGGUCGAGGAUGCCGAACUCUUGAACAGGAUGUACAACCGAGGUACCAAAUUGGAAAUUUUUUUGAAAAUGGACUCAAAAUUCUUUACCAACGCUACAUCCAGGAACACUGUUGCCGAAAUCAAAGGCACGACAGAUCCUGAUAAAAUAGUGUUGGUUUCGGGACAUCUGGAUAGUUGGGACGUGGGGCAAGGUGCGAUGGACGACGGUGGCGGUGCGUUUAUAAGCUGGAAUAGUCUCGUCGUACUGAAAAAUCUCGAGCUUCGCCCUAAGAGAUCGAUAAGAUGUUUAUUGUGGACAGCUGAAGAAGAAGGAUAUAUAGGGGACUUUUUGGAUGAUCUGUACCUCGUACUAUAG